CCGGGGAGGAACCACAGAAGAAGAAGAAGCGGAAGGGCUAAGCUAGCCGCGGAGAUACAUUUCUCUUAAAUUCUUCUCAUUUAAGCAUCAAGACGUCGUACGCAAUGAGAGGAGACCGCGGCAGGGGCCGGGGAGGCCGCUUUGGCUCUCGUGGAGGUCUGGUCCAGGGGUACCGUCCGUUCGUCCCUCACAUCCCGUUUGACUUCUACGUGUGCGAGAUGGCGUUCCCCCGGGUGAAGCCGGCGCCGGACGAGACGGCCUUCAGCGAGUGCCUGCUGAAGAGGAACCAGGACUUGAGCCCCACGCCGGCCGAGCAGUCCUCCAUCUUGUCUCUGGUCACCAAGAUCAACAACGUCAUCGACAACCUCAUCGUGGCCCCGGGAAACUUCGAGGUGCAAAUCGAGGAAGUGCGUCAGGUGGGCUCGUAUAAGAAGGGCACCAUGACCACCGGACACAACGUGGCGGACCUGGUGGUCAUCCUCAAGAUCCUCCCCACACUGGAGGCCGUGGCCGCUCUGGGAAACAAGGUGGUGGAAACGCUCCGCACACAGGACCCCACAGAAGUUCUCUCCAUGCUGACCAAUGAGACGGGCUUCGAGAUCAGCUCAGCCGACGCCACGGUGAAGAUCCUCAUCACCACCGUGCCGCCAAACCUCCGCAAGCUGGACCCAGAGCUGCACCUGGACAUCAAGGUGCUGCAGAGCGCUCUGGCUGCCAUCCGCCACGCCCGCUGGUUUGAGGAGAACGCCUCCCAGUCCACGGUGAAGGUUCUGAUCCGCCUGCUGAAGGACCUGCGGCUGCGCUUCCCCGGGUUCGAACCGCUGACCCCCUGGAUCCUGGACCUGCUGGGCCACUCUGCGGUCAUGAACAACCCGUCCAGACAGCCCCUGUCCCUGAACGUGGCCUACAGGCGCUGUCUCCAGAUGGUGGCCGCCGGCCUCUUCCUGCCCGGCUCGGUGGGGAUCACCGACCCCUGCGAGAGCGGGAACUUCCGGGUCCACACCGUCAUGACCCUGGAGCAGCAGGACAUGGUGUGCUUCACGGCUCAGACUCUGGUCAGGGUUCUGUCUCACGGGGGCUACAGGAAGAUCCUGGGCCUGGAGGGGGACGCCAGCUACCUGGCCACGGAGAUGUCCACCUGGGACGGAGUCAUCGUCACCCCGUCAGAGAAGGCCUACGAGAAACCCCCCGAGAGGAAGGAGGAGGAGGAGGAGGCUCUGGAGGAGGGAGGAGACGCAGAGGACGAGAGCAUGGAGACCCAGGAGUGAGGAGGAGGAGGAGGAAGAGGAGCUGCUGGUGUGUGUCGUCCUCGGAGCUCCUCUUGGUUCCUGCUGGCUGCCCAGACGUCUUCUCCUCCUCCUCCAUCAGCAAUUCUUCAUCUUGUUCUUAGUUUGUUUUUUAUUCUUUGUUACGUCACAUAAAGUUGUUUGAACUCAG
Salarias fasciatus (jewelled blenny) is the source of this 1437-nucleotide messenger RNA. RefSeq names its product interleukin enhancer binding factor 2 (gene ilf2). The record is from RefSeq and is a predicted model, not a curated record. The transcript has 15 exons. Gene Ontology annotation, biological process: positive regulation of DNA-templated transcription. Bases 105 to 1268 code for a protein of 387 amino acids. Gene Ontology annotation, cellular component: catalytic step 2 spliceosome. Lineage: Eukaryota; Metazoa; Chordata; Actinopteri; Blenniiformes; Blenniidae. Gene Ontology annotation, molecular function: double-stranded RNA binding; DNA binding.